Molecule: messenger RNA, 5276 nt
Organism: Chrysemys picta bellii (western painted turtle)
Lineage: Eukaryota; Metazoa; Chordata; Testudines; Emydidae
Source: RefSeq, a predicted model, not a curated record
GUGAUCUGAAAUGGGGACGCAAUAACCUAGGGACCUUCCUGUGCCAGCCCCCCCCCCCCCGGGCUCGCCUCGGAGUCAGUCCCUGCAGCCUGUGUGGCAAGGGGCUGAAUCCCCGUCUGCAGCCCCAGGGCCCGGGAGGGAAUCGCCCUGGCCAGAGGGAUUUGCACCGGCUGUCCGGUCCGCAUGAAGAGGGGAGUGAUGGAGGGCAGGAUCUCCUGCCCUGACUCCUUAUGCCCGGCUUCCAGGUGCCGGUGACGUUCAAGGAGGUGGCCGUGUGCUUCCGCAAGAAAGAGUGGGGUGACCUGGACGAAGGGCAGAGGCAGCUCUAUGGGGCAACUUCCACGAGCAUUAUGAGACUCUGACUUUGCUGGGAUUCCCCGUCCCUGACCCGGCCAUGACCUCCCGGAUGGAGCGAGGGGAAGAGCCAAGGGUCCCGGAUCUCCAGGGCGCCGAGGAAAAGGAGAUCCUAAGAGGUGCCCGCACAGCAGGUGCCGGGACGGUGAGUGAGAAUGAAGAGGAAAAUCACCAGCGGGAAGGGCCUGUGGGAGCGAAGCCACAUGGGACGUCCCAGAGCCUCGAGCAGGGAGAGACCGUCGAGAGCCAGGGUGGGGCAGGGCUGGGACAGGGGAAGGCCCAGGCUAAAUCCGCACCCCAGGCACGGCACAGGCGAGUGGGCCGUGUCAUCUGUGGCGACUGCGGGAAGAGCUUUGUGAAGAACUAUGACCUCUUCAAGCACCAGCGGGUCCACACAGGAGAGAAACCUUACAGCUGCCCUGACUGCGGGAGGAGCUUCGCCUUCCACUCCACCCUCAGCAAACACCAGCACAUCCACACCGGCGCCAGGCCCUUCCAGUGCGCUGAGUGCGGGAAGAGCUUCCGGCAGAAAGGCCACCUGACCCGCCACAGCCGCGUCCACGCCGGGUUAAAGCCCUACGUCUGUGCUCACUGCGGGGCGGCCUACAGCACCCGCACCAACCUGCUGCGGCACCAGAGCGGCCACACCGGGGAGCUGCCCUACAAGUGCACGGAGUGCGGCCGGCGCUUCGGGGAGAUCGCAGCCCUGGUGGCACAUCUGGUGGCGCAUUCCGGGGAGCGGGCCCACAAGUGCCCCGAGUGCGGGAAGAGCUUCCGGCGCGGCUCGUCGCUGACGGAGCACCGGCGGGUGCACACCGGGGAGAAGCCCCACGUCUGCCCCCAGUGCGGGGAGAGCUUCAUGCGCCGCGCCACCUUCAACGACCACGUGCGCGGCCACUCCGGGGAGCGGCCCAAUGUCUGCGACGUCUGCGGGAAGAGCUUCACCAAGCGGCACUCGCUGCUGCAGCACCAGCGGUCCCACACCGGAGAGAAGCCUCACCAGUGCCCCGACUGUCCCAAGAGCUUCAUCGCCAGCUCCGCUCUGGUGCAGCACCGCCGGAUCCACACCGGCGAGACACCCUACCGCUGUGAGGAGUGCGGGCGCAGCUUCAGCCAGCGCUCGGUGCUGACCACCCACCGGCGGCUGCACACCGGUGAGCGGCCCUACAAGUGCGGCCAGUGCGGGAAGGGCUUCAGCCAGAGCUCGGCGCUGACCCAACACCGCCGCACCCACACUGGGGAGUCGCCCUAUGGCUGCGCCCAAUGCGGGCGGAACUUCAGCGGCAUGUCGGCCCUCAAGCGGCACCACCGGACCCACACCGGCGAACGGCCCUUCCGCUGCGGCCAGUGUGGGAAGGGCUUCAAGCAGAGCUCCACACUGGUCCAGCACACCAGGAUCCACACGCAGGAGAGGCCCUUCUCCUGCACCCAUUGCGGCAAGAGCUUCAGCCAGCGGUCGGCUCUCGCCAAGCACCAGCGGACUCAUGCCAAGGAGAGCGGCGGCUCUCACGAGGCCGUGGGGACGCGGUUCUACAAGGACCCCUUCGUUCAGCCGGGGGAGGGCGGCACUGAGCCCGAGGAGGUGGUGGUGGUGCUCCCGCCGGGGACAUGGGAUUGUGAGAUGCCCCCCCACGUGAAGGAGGAGCCGGGGACACCCCUGCAGGUGAAGGAGGAACCGGAGCUGCCUCAGCAGAUUCAAGAUGGGCCCUAUCGGGUUAAACAGGAGCAGCCGGAGCGGCCACAGGAAAUUAAAGAGGAACCAGCGCCCCCACUGCAGAUUAAAGAGGAGCCUGAGCUGGCUCUGCUCGAGUCCUGCUUGCAGUUCGGUCAAGCUGGGCAGGAAGUGGUCUCAGACAAGAUGGAUUCCCUUAGCCUCCAGCUGGUGCGACUGAAGUGUGUGUCUCAGGAGGAACUUCCAGGAUCCUGGAGUGCGCCGUCCCAGGAGCCCCGAGAGCGACGGGAAAGGGAUCAGCUUCCGCCCCAGAUAUCCGAGGAGGAGAGCGAUGACGAGCAGGAGUCCGUGUCAUGGACACCCAUGGUCGGCUUCCAGAUGGGACUGUGGGGUCUCUUGUGGUUCCAGGUGCCAGUGGUGUUCGAGGAGGUGGCCGUGUAUUUCUCCCGGGAGGAGUGGGGGCUCCUGGACGAAGGGCAGAGGCAGCUCUACAGGGACGUCAUGCAGGAGAAUUACCAGACUCUGAUCUCACUGGCAGGAGUCCCCGUCCCUGACCCGGCCGCGAUCUCCUGGAUGGAGCGAGGGGAAGAGCUGAGGGUCCCGGAUCUCCAGGGCUCCGAGGAAAGGGAGAUCACGAGAGGCGCCGGCGCAGCAGGUGCCAGGAGGGAAAAGCCCCAGCAGGAAGGGCCUGCAGGAGUGGAGCUGCACAGGACGUCCCAGAGCCCAGAGCUGGGAGCGGCAUCCGGGGGCGUGGGAUGGCAGCAGGGGAAGCCAUCUCAGCAGGAAAGACCCAAGACCGGUGGUCACCCGCGGGCAAGAGAGGGGCCCAUCAUCUGCGGGGAUUGUGGGAAAAGCUUCGGGAAGAGCUCGGAGUUCGUCAAACACCAGCGCACCCACACGGGCGAGAGGCCCUACCAGUGCCCUGACUGUGGGAGGAGCUUUGCCAUCCGCUCCAAUCUCCUCCGCCACCAGCGCAUCCACACCGGCGCCAGGCCUUACCCAUGUGCCGAGUGCGGGAAGAGCUUCCGCCACAAGGAGCACCUGACUCGCCACAGCCGCGUCCACGCUGGGUUAAAACCCUACGUCUGCGCUCACUGCGGGGCGGCCUACAGCACCCGCACCAACCUGCUGCGGCACCAGAGUAGCCACACGGGGGAGCUGCCCUACAAGUGCACGGAGUGCGGCCGGCGCUUCGGGGAGAUCACCGCCCUGGUGGCACAUCUGGUGGCGCACUCCGGGGAGCGGGCCCACAAGUGCCCCGAGUGCGGGAAGAGCUUCCGGCGCGGCUCGUCGCUGACGGAGCACCGGCGGGUGCACACCGGGGAGAAGCCCCACGUCUGCCCCCAGUGUGGGAAGGGGUUCAUGCGACGCUCCAUCCUCAAUGGGCACCGGCGCACCCACACCGGCGAGCGGCCCAACGCCUGCGGGGAGUGCGGCAAAGGGUUCACCCAGCGGUCGUCCCUGCUGCAACACCAGCGCACCCACCGGGGUGAAAGACCCUACCCAUGUCCCCAAUGUGGGAAGAGCUUCAGCCAGCGCUCGGCGCUGACCACCCACCGGCGACUGCACACCGGGGAGCGGCCCUUCCACUGCGCCCAGUGCGGGAAGAGCUUCAGCCAGAGCUCGGCGCUUAUCCAGCAUCAGCGGACCCACACCGGCGAGACCCCGCACCGCUGUGGGGACUGUGGGAAGGGCUUCGGGGACCGCUCGGCCCUCAAGCGGCACCGGCGCACCCAUACGGGAGAGCGGCCCUACCGCUGCACCCAGUGCAGCAAGAGCUUCAAGCAGAGCUCAGCACUGACGCAGCAUGUUCGCAUCCAUACCGGGGAGCGGCCCUAUGUCUGCCCCCACUGCGGGAGGGGAUUCUCUCAGGGCUCGGCUCUGGCCCAGCACCAGAGGACUCAUGCCAAGGAGAAGAGCCUGUCGGACGUGCCCACUGCCAGCCGCCUGUACAGGGAUCCCUUCAUCCGGCCACGGGAUGUGGAGGAGGGGCAGCAGGGCUGCCCCUGGGGACACGGUGCACUCAGCCAGGCUGAAAGAGAAGCUGCAGUGAUAGAAUCAUAGAAAUGUAGGACUCGAAGAGACCUCAAGAGGUCAUCAAUUCCAGGCUCCUGCGCUGAGACAGGGCCAAGUAACCCUCUCCCUGGCAGGUGUUUGUCCCCCCUGUUCUUAAAAACCUCCAAUGACGGGGAUUCCACAACCUCUCUCGGGAGCCUAUAGCAGAACUUAACUACCCUGAAAAUUAGAAAGUUUUUCCUAAUAUCCAACCUAAAUCUCCCUGGCUGCAGAUCGAGCCCGUGACUUUUUGUCCUUCCUUCAGUGGACAGGGAGAACAAUUGAUCUUCAUCCUCUUUAUAGCAACCCUUAAUAUAUUUAAAGGUUGUUAUCAGUCCCCUCUCAGUCUUCUUUUCUCUAGACUAAACAUGCCCAGUUUCUUAAGACUGUUCUUCUAGGUCAGGUUUCCUAAACCUUAUAUCAUUUUUGUUGCUGUUCUCUGGACUCUCUAUCAUUUAUUCACAUCUUUCUGUGGUGCCCAGGAUUUGACACAGUUCUCCAGCUAAGGCCUCACUAGUGCCGAAUGGAACAGGACAGUUAUCUCCUGUGUCUUAUGUAAGUCACUCCCGCUAAUCCACCCCAGAAUGAUACUAACCAUUUUUGGUUAUCUUUAUUGGUUAGCACUCAUCUUUAUUGAAUUUUAUUGACGCAGGUGGGCAGGGUGAAGGGCUGGAGGCUGGAUUUGGGCAUCAUGGGGAAAAGGAGGUGGCGUUUUAAGUCAUUUCUACCAGGAAUCCCGUCCUUGCUGGGGCAUGUCCCCCUCCCAUACCUCUUUCCCAGCAAGGAUUAUUAACCCCCACAGGCUCAGCCUGUCCCCUAAGGCCUGUGCCCAUCCCAUGGGGGCCCCGUCCCUUCACUCUCCUGGAUCUCCCCAGAUCUAGUCAUCCUUCUCUGCUCCUUCCCCUCUCCUGGGGCCAAGGUCGGGGGUUCGCAGACUGAUCCAAAGCCCGUUGAAGUCAGUGGGAAGACUCCCAUGGGCUUUAGGUCAGCUCAUUAAUUUCUCUGAGUCUCUGUUCUCAAAGUGUAAAAUGAGGAUAAUCAAAAUUCAGAUGAUGAGCUCUUUGGGGCCGUGACUGUCUCUCCCUGUGUGUCUGUGCAGCGCCUGGCGCAAUUCAUUUAUUUAUAGAUUCAUUGAUUCCAGUGCCAGAAAGGACCACUGUGAUCAUCUAGUCUGACCUCCCAUAUAACACAGGCC